AUGAAUGACUUUCCAAGCUCAACGGGCAUUUUCCAGGAGCCCCGAAACGCCGAUGAUAACUCAAGUAAUAGUGACGCCGGGAUAGUGCUCGCCAACAUUGACCAAAACGGCAAGGGAAUCGUCACUCACGCCCCGAAAGAAGGCUUUCGGCUGGGAUACUUCGAUGUGUCGUGCUUGGUCAUUAAUCGCAUGAUAGAGUGGAAGGAGUUGAGCAGUCUAUCCCUCGAAGUGGAGGAGAUUUGGUUUACCUUCAAUACGUAUCGAAAGCCCGCCUACCGCAAGAACACCGUUCUACUUUCUACUUGUAUCUUCGGUAUCACGUUCAUUAUUCUUGGCAACAUGGCCGGUAACAGUAUUCACUUCGCGCUUCGUGUCCUAGAAGCGGCCGGUGUCGAGACACCCAGCAACGGAGCCGUCAGGGGCAUUGCUCUCGCCGUUGCUUUCUUCGCCUGCUUCAUCCACGCGACCAGCCGAAGAUUCGGAAUCCUGCUUAACAACUUCUUAGCCGUCAUCAAGAUUAUGAUCAUGCUUCUAAUCAUUAUAUCUGCCGUUGUCGUGGGCGCUGGAGGCUUUCCCAACACCCACAAUGUCAUCGUCGACAAUACUUCCCCCAAGAACUCGUUCAAGGGCGCAUCAUCAGAAGCGAACGGAUACGCCCAGGCUUUCUUGGCGAUUAUUUUCACGUUUUCCGGGUUUGAACAGCCGAAUUACGUUCUUGGUGAAAUCAGUCGUCCGAGGAAGAAGUUCCCCAUUGCGAUGGGCACUGGUGUGGGCAUUGUCGUGAUCUUGUAUCUGGCAGUCAAUAUAUGCUAUAUGGUCGUCGUACCCGCCGAAGCUCAGAAGAACGAAAACGUUGCCCAGCAGUUCUUCGAGCUUACAUUCGGAAAGUUGGGCGCGGAUAGUCAGAUCGGAGCUCGAAUCUUCAAUGCUUUCCUCGCCAUCUCUUCCAUGGGUAAUAUCAUCGUUAUGACAUACACAGCUGCUCGUGUGAAGCAGGAGAUUGCCAAAGAGGGCAUCCUCCCGUUCCCCAAGUUCUUUGCCUCAAACAAGGACAUGAGCCUCGGACGUCUUCUUUUCUGGUUUCAGAAGAAGGGAUGGUUCAAGUCACUCCUCCAACUACGAUGGUUUUCCCCUGAGCAUCACAGCGAGAAGACCCCAGUUGGUGCGUUGGUGCUUCAUCUAGCCAGUUGCAUCAUCCUCAUCUUCGCGACAUGGAACGCAGAGCCUGAAGCAGCAUAUACUGCUCUUACAUCGUUCAGCGCCUAUGUCGUAAAUGCCUUCAUCGGAACGUUCUUAGGUUUGGGAAUACUCAUCUUGCGUUUCCGUGGCCCACCCGUCACUCCUGCCGACGAUGAUACUCCGACAUACGACCAGCCUACAUCACCGCCCACCUGGGCAGAGUUGACUGGCAAGAAAUUUCGCCCCUUCUUGUCUGUGAUCGACCAGAUCGUCAGGCCUUGGUGGUUAGUUCCCACUGUGUCAUGGCUCAUAAUCACCCUUAGUAUUGCCUGGUUCAUAGGAUUUGUCUUGGUGGCUCGUUACAUCGAGAAGAAGGACCACCGGGUCUUUGUUGUAGAGAAGAAGCCGGAGUUUGAGGCAGCUGAUGGCAGCACACGGAGCUCCGAGGCUGGCCACAGAGGUGCUGACCUGAUCCAAGUCCACGAGACAGUUUACUUGAGCUGGGUCGGCAGAGAGACUCUUCGACAUAGACGACCAACUUUCAGCGACCACAAAGAGGCAGACGGUUGCGUCUCAGAAAUCCCAGCAUCCCCUUACGCCGGCACUGACUUCGCGGCAUAUAUGUCUCACCAAAAGGAAGGCACCGCAUCAGGUGCGGGAUAUCCUAGAUACUGA
This is a messenger RNA of Colletotrichum karsti, 1854 nucleotides long. Its product is annotated as high affinity methionine permease. Bases 1 to 1854 code for a protein of 617 amino acids. The transcript is spliced from 8 exons. The record is from RefSeq and is a predicted model, not a curated record. Gene Ontology annotation, cellular component: membrane. Gene Ontology annotation, biological process: amino acid transmembrane transport. Gene Ontology annotation, molecular function: L-amino acid transmembrane transporter activity. Lineage: Eukaryota; Fungi; Ascomycota; Sordariomycetes; Glomerellales; Glomerellaceae.